Messenger RNA from Ostrinia furnacalis (Asian corn borer), 2323 nucleotides. RefSeq names its product transducin beta like ebi (gene ebi). Lineage: Eukaryota; Metazoa; Arthropoda; Insecta; Lepidoptera; Crambidae. The record is from RefSeq and is a predicted model, not a curated record. The transcript has 8 exons. Gene Ontology annotation, molecular function: protein binding; transcription corepressor activity. Gene Ontology annotation, cellular component: histone deacetylase complex. Gene Ontology annotation, biological process: regulation of transcription by RNA polymerase II. The coding region runs from base 119 to 1642 and encodes 507 amino acids.
UGAGUAAAAAAAAAGGAAUGUGUAGUGACUUCUUUCUUUUCUUUUUGUUUCAACAUCAACAAAUACCUUUUCUCUGUAAAUGUUUAACAAUUUGAGGGCACGAUUGAAAACGUAGAAAAUGAGCUUCUCGAGUGAUGAAGUUAAUUUCUUAGUUUACCGCUACCUACAAGAAUCUGGUUUUCAUCAUUCCGCAUAUACCUUCGGCAUUGAGUCUCACAUUUCACAAAGCAACAUAAAUGGGGCUUUAGUACCUCCGGCGGCGUUGCUGAACAUACUUCAAAAGGGCCUACAGUAUACAGAAGCAGAAAUUACACUCGGAGAAGAUGGAUCUGAAACUCGUCUAACUGAGAGCCUUAGUUUAAUUGACGCAGUAACACCAGAUAUUGUUGCUGCCCGUCAAAAUGCACAUAAUGCACAAAAACAAGCUAUUAAAGCCGAGCCUGGCUCAGGAGGAGAACAACAAAAUGGUGUGGAGGGCACACCGUGUACCACGGCAACAACAACAGGGGGUGCUGCCACGCCCAGUGCUCCAGAGACCAUGGAUGUUGAUCAGUCCAUUGAAAUUCCUGCAAGCAAAGCCACUGUGCUCAGAGGUCACGAAUCUGAAGUGUUCAUUUGUGCAUGGAAUCCCAGCACUGACCUACUAGCCAGUGGUUCUGGUGACAGCACAGCAAGGAUUUGGGAUAUGUCCGAUAACCCUGCUACCACUCCAAAUCAGCUUGUACUGAGACAUUGCAUCCAAAAAGGUGGAGCAGAAGUGCCUAGCAACAAGGAUGUCACAUCAUUGGAUUGGAAUUGUGAUGGCAAUCUGCUGGCCACCGGAUCAUAUGAUGGCUAUGCUCGUAUAUGGACUACAGAUGGAACCCUGGCGUCUACAUUGGGUCAACAUAAGGGGCCCAUAUUUGCAUUGAAAUGGAACAAACGUGGAAAUUACAUUUUGAGUGCAGGAGUGGACAAAACUACUAUAAUUUGGGAUGCUGCAACUGGUCAAUGUACACAGCAGUUCUCGUUUCAUUUGGCUCCAGCACUGGAUGUAGAUUGGCAAACAAAUACUUCAUUUGCAUCAUGUUCUACUGAUCAGUGCAUCCAUGUAUGCAAGCUCAAUGCUGAUAAACCUAUCAAGAGCUUCCAAGGACAUACAAAUGAAGUAAAUGCUAUUAAGUGGGACCCACAAGGACAGUUGCUUGCAUCAUGUUCUGAUGAUAUGACCCUAAAAAUCUGGUCCAUGAAACAAGACACUUGUGUUCAUGAUUUGCAAGCACAUUCAAAAGAGAUUUACACCAUUAAAUGGUCACCAACUGGACCUGGAACUCAGAAUCCUAACAUGAAUUUAAUCUUGGCCAGUGCAUCCUUCGAUUCUACUGUGCGCUUGUGGGAUGUAGAAAGAGGAGCAUGUAUCCAUACCUUGACAAAACAUACAGAACCUGUAUACAGUGUUGCAUUUUCACCAGACGGCAAAUUCCUUGCCAGUGGUUCAUUUGAUAAAUGUGUACAUAUUUGGUCUACUCAGACUGGGGGACUGGUGCACUCAUACAAAGGCACAGGAGGAAUUUUCGAAGUAUGUUGGAAUUCCCGGGGUACUAAAGUUGGCGCGAGUGCUAGUGAUGGAAGUGUAUUUGUUUUAGAUUUACGCAAAUUGUAGUAAAUAGCUGGUGUUAGUGUUCACUGAAACACUAACAUGCCUAUGGACACGCCUUUUAAUGUAUUAACAUGAGCAGUGACUGCCACAGUUUGGUCACAUUGAAGGUAUUUCUAAGGUAAUGACUAAAGUUAUAUAAACUGAUAUAUUUCAAUACCUAGCACUAGUUGCAUAAGUAAUAACUAGCUCAUAAUGUGUAUUAAUUUCUUUACUUCUAACAAUAUUGUCCUAAUUAUAAGUAAUAUUACAUAAUUUUUUUUCAUAAAUUUUGUUUGGGGUAUUAACAUUAUUAUCAACUAUUAUAACUGAUAAUAUAAAAGCAAGGAAGAGCUUAGAUUGACAUUCCCAAAACAAAUUCAACUUACAUGUAAUUUAUUUUCUAUAUUUUUUGUAGAUUUACCAUGUUUUGCCCAUGGGUACUGUUUUGUUGGACUAGUCUGAUUUUUUUCCCAUAUUGGUUGACAGACCACAGAAAUUUAAUUUAGAAACCUCAGAGAAAUAGUUUUAGAUCAUUGAAUGCUUUGGAGAAACUAGCGAAUAUAAUUUAUUAUCUUUUAUUAGUUUAUUUUCCUUUUUAUUCCUAUACUAGCUAUUUAUUCAUUAUUUUCCGUUACACUGGUUGACUGCACAACAAAACCGUACUAAAGACAAAAAGGGAGAUUUACCAAUAGAUGUAUGAAAUAU